Molecule: messenger RNA, 1928 nt
Organism: Gigantopelta aegis
Lineage: Eukaryota; Metazoa; Mollusca; Gastropoda; Neomphalida; Peltospiridae
Product: frataxin, mitochondrial-like
Exons: 5
Coding region: 30-695 (221 amino acids)
Biological process (GO): iron incorporation into metallo-sulfur cluster; intracellular iron ion homeostasis
Cellular component (GO): mitochondrion
Molecular function (GO): ferrous iron binding; 2 iron, 2 sulfur cluster binding; iron chaperone activity
Source: RefSeq, a predicted model, not a curated record
GGGAAAGAGUCUAUAAAGAAGAAAACGUGAUGUUUUCGUGUUCCUUGCGACGAAUUCGGUCAACACUGACAAAAGCACAGUUAUAUUUUAGUUUACGAAACAGUUGUACUUCACCAAGUGUCGACUCUACAACAUAUUGUGUUUGCAGUUCGUUAUGGAUUCCCCGUGCGUGUAUCCAUCAUGUAGAAAGAAGGAUCAUCACUACAAGUGGUUCAAGCAGUUUGUUUACGAGAAGACAUAACCCAACAUCUUCCUUCUGUACAAAGCAGAUAACACCAGAUUACAACACUCAGGAUGAACAGGCAAACGACAGUGUACAUACAGUGCUGUCUGAGAGUGUGUUUGAGACGGCUGCCGACAAGACGCUGGACUCACUGGCAGAAUUUUUUGAAGAUCUCCCCGAGGUUCACCCGCUGCAUGAUGACUACGAUGUGCUGUUUGCCGACGGUGUGUUGACAGUGAAGCUUGGUGGAGACUUCGGCACAUACGUGAUAAACAAACAGACCCCCAAUAAACAGAUCUGGCUUUCUUCACCUGUCAGUGGUCCAAAACGCUACGACUUUAUAAAGGAUCAGUGGAUAUACAAGCGUCAUGGUGUCAGCUUGCACAACCUUCUCUCUACGGAGCUCACACUGUCUCUAAACAUUGUCAUAGAUCUCAGAGCUUGUGCUUAUGGACACCCUCCGCCUUUAUAGCACAUUGUGUUACCAUGUAGGACUUGCUAAAAAAUCUCUGCACAUGCAUCUAUGGACAUUGUGCAUGUUAUGGAAUACUGUGCUGUUACCGGACAUAUUAUAGAUUUCAGAGCUUGUGCUUAUGGACACCCUCCGCAUUUAUAGCACAUUUUGUUAUCAUGUAGUACUUGCUACAAAUCUCAGAGCAUGCAUCUAUGGACAUUGUGCAUGUUAUGGAAUACUGUGCUGUUACGGACAUAUGAUAGAUUUCGGAGCUUGCAUCUGUGGAUGUGUGUUGGUAUAUUGCGAUAUUAACCUGAAAUCAUGUGCAUAGCUUUAUCAUGUACUGUUACAGAUCAAGUUUGACUUUCAUGGCAAUUUACCCAUUUUUGACAGAGUUAUGGCCCUUGAACUUAGGCAAUCUGAAAACAAAAUUUCCGGACUUCUUUUGUAGAAGGCCUUGAGAUACUGAACUGAAAUCUUGUAUAUAGACGGGUUUUUCGAUUGUCGCCAAGCAGUUUAUGACGUUGUCGAUAGAUGGCGUAACCGUACGGCCGCCAUUAAGGGAGUGAAAUUCACGCAACAAUAACAUGUGACGGCGUUGCAGCUGGGUGCAAUUUCAGGUUUUAUUAUUUUUUUGGAACGUUUUGCAAAAGCAAAACCAGUCUCUUGGUUAAUUCAACCUCAUUUAAAGAUUGUAUAUUCAUAUGAAUAUCGGUGGAAAUCUGUGAAUGAUUAAAAACAUAUAUAAUAAAGCACCUAUACACGCCAAUACAAAAGCAUAACGAAUAAAUUAAACACACGCAAGUGUGAAUAAUUUUGAUGGUUAUUAAGUGAAACUUUACUGAAUGCAUCCUAAAAUAUAGAAAAGUAUUUCAAUUAUGUACGUUUGUAGAAAACGUGGUGUACCAUUUUGAAAAAAGAUAGACUGACCUUAGAUCUAGAGUAGAUGUCAACGUUUAGAUGUUACUAUUAUUAGCUUUGGGAUAUUCCAGAUGUUAACACUGCCAAAUAUUUAUCUCUUAUUUAUUUUUAUUUUAUUUUAUAUAUACAUACGAGUUAUUAUGGUGUUAAAUGUGUGCGAUAACAUGAUAAAUAAUUUACUGACGUAACACGCAUGCAUGCCACACUGAAAAUCGCACCCCACCCAUUUCGUCGAAUUUUGUUAAUAAUUAUUUUUUAUUUUAUUUUUUUAUUUUAUUAUUUUUAUUAUUAAUUAAUUAAUAAAUAAUAAUAAAUAAAAUAAAAAAUUAA